CCGAAACGAGGAACGACCCCUGACCACCCGGUAGCCGCUACACUCUCUUCAACCCCAACGUUCGGGCAGAGGCUGCCGUUUGGAGCGGGCGAGUCGCCCUCUGCCGUGUGCGCAUCCAAAUCCAAACAUGGUCAAGUGCAGGAGGGUUCGGCGAGCGGUAUCGGCCAGGACAACGGCAGCGCUAGUGCUGCUCGUCCUACCGACGGCCGUGGCCUUCUUGCACCCCAGCAUCUCUUCGGUACUUCCUCCUGCUACAGUGCUGUGCGAUGAUGGCGCCAAAUUUUGCUGGCUGGAGGACGGCGGCGCAUCAUCACGGGGCGGCGGCGGGACGAAGACCAGCAGCAGCGUCGUCGGCGGGAGGAUCGGAAGGGACGGGGGAGGAGUGGCAUCGUUGCGAGCGGAGAUUCUUCCGGAGGGCGGAGUGUCUCCGUGCAUCAUCAAGGUGGUGGGCGUGGGGGGCGGUGGCGGUAAUGCCGUCGUGCGGAUGAAUCAGCAGACCAUACCCGGGGUGGAGUUUUGGUGCCUCAACACCGAUGCCCAGGCGAUCAACAGCAUCCCGGAGGCGAUCAAGACCUUGCAGAUCGGAAAUGACGUCACCAGGGGGCUUGGUGCGGGGGGCGUGCCGGACAUUGGGAAGCGAGCGGCAGAGGAGAGCCGAGCCGACAUCGCGGAGGUGGUCGCUGGAGCAGACAUGGUGUUCGUCACCGCGGGCAUGGGGGGCGGGACGGGUUCUGGGGCCGCGCCCAUCGUGGCCGACGUGGCGAAGGAGAUGGGAGCCUUGACGGUGGGCGUGGUGACCAAGCCCUUCGGGUUCGAGGGGCGCCGCAGACUGUCUCAGGCGAGCGCCGCCAUCAACGAGCUUCGCGGGGCGGUGGACACGCUUAUCGUUGUGGCGAACGACCGGCUGCUGGAGGUCGCCGGCUCUGGCAUUCCCCUUGAGCGGGCGUUUAGCGUGGCCGACGACAUCCUUCGCCAGGGAGUGGUAGGUAUCUCCGAGAUAAUCGUUCGACCGGGAAUCAUCAACGUCGAUUUCGCGGACGUACGGUCGGUGAUGAGCAACGCAGGCACGGCGCUGAUGGGCAUCGGCUCCGGGGAGGGCAAGACGAAGGCGGAGGACGCCGCCAACGCCGCCAUCUCGUCCCCGCUGCUCGACUCGCCGAUCGACAAGGCCAAGGGGAUCGUGUUCAACAUCAUCGGGGGGAACGACAUGUCCUUGCAGGAGAUCAACGCCGCGGCGGAGGUGAUCUACGGAGAGGUGGACCCGACGGCCAACAUCAUCUUCGGAGCUCUCGUGGACGAGCGGAUGGAGGGAAGGAUGAGCAUCACCGUGCUCGCCACGGGGUUCCAGACCAAGGAGGAGAUGGCAGCCGUGCAAGGAGGAGUCGGCGUGGCGAGCCAGGGGCAAGCCGCGGCAGCACCGCCGGGGGCGAUGAGGCCAUCGACCAAUCCGUACGCGGGACGGGGCGGCGGCGGCUACGGGCAGCAGCAGCAGCAGCAGCAGCAGCAGCAGGCACCAGCAAAUCAGUUGCCGCCGCAGGCGCCCCGCCGCCUGCCGCCGCCAGGUUACCAGCCACCUCCUCCCAAGCAGGGCGGCCGGGCUCCUCCACCGACGACGCCUCCCCUGCCCGGAGGAGCCAAUAACCCUUCCGAUAUCCCGGACUUCUUGACACGUCUCAAGCGCAGCCAGCGUUGAUAUUCUAGGGCGGGCUUACUUCUUUCUGUACAGACAGACAGGUGCUUGGAGCAAGGCGAUGAACGACGGUGGCUAGAACCGGGUCCGGUUUGUGUGAGGACGGGUAUGGGAUUGGUCGAGAGGGAGGAGGUUGAUUUGGAGUGUUGGGAUUAAAUUUUGUUUUUCAUGUGCUUUUUUUUGGGGAAAUUAGAGCUUGUCGUUUGGCCCAGGCAUUCUCUCCCUUGUGCCUUCAUUUCUUUUCGGGAGGGGCGCUGCCGAAGGGUCCCCCUUUUUUGGAAUUACAAGGUGCUUCAAGUUUGCUGUUUGUCGUUUUUGGUGAUGGAUUUUCACGUAACGAUAUCCUUCCGCCUUUUGCCCCCGAUCCGAUGGGAUGGCUCCGUGCCGCGAAUUGUCGUCCCGCUCACCCCCCCUUAGCUGCGUACCCCCCCCCCCGGCCGUUUUCCCAUCCUCCGCCCACAAGUCGUAGCCCGUGUGUCCCUUUCAGUUUUUUUUUUCCCACAGGAUGUUUGGAGGUGCCCACCUCGAACGUGUCUGGUGCUGGUUGCUGUCUGCCUCAAUCGUAGUACAUGGCAACCAAAACGGGGUGCGAGUGUGUAGUGGUGUGCUACGACGAUGCGCGGGUGUUUCAUGUGUUUUUUUUCGUGCGGGGGUGAUUUUUUUUUUCACGUUGGCGUCCGGAGGACCGUGCGCCGGGGUUGGGUUUCCAAGGGAAGUACCUGGUAGGUGUGCGUGCGUUGGUGUAGGGCGGCAGAUCACCAGCUGUCGACGCCGGCGUGAGUGAGUAGCCGUGCGCCACCCCCUCCGUUGACACACACUUCAAAGUCCAGUCGGCGCUAGAGGCGGCGGUGGUGGCAAUUGUUAUGUUGUCGCUGUUUCGCCGUCUUUUGUUUGUUUGUCUGUUGUUGUAGUGGUCGUUGUUGUUGUAGUGUCGUUGUUGUUGUUGUUAUUGUUGUGUAUUUUGGCCUUUUUUUCGUCAACCAUUUUUUCGGCGGCGUUGGUCUCUUUGUUUCUCGCGCGCCUUAGUCCGUAGCUGUGCAACAAGUGAAGUUGUAUCACAAUUUUUAUCUACCGUGGACUGUAUGAUUUUUUGUUGCCCAACUGGCCUCCUUUAUUGGUUUGCCGCAAGAGAGGCCUUUCGUGCCCUGGGUCUGGGUUAUUGCUGUGCCUUGGGCACCGUUCUUACGAUAACCUUGCCUGAGCACCCUUUCUGUCACGUGGUACAUUCGCACAUGUGCUUUUGUGGAGGUGGCGCUGAUGCUGUGCGAUCUGCACCUUGUGCGUGUAGGGGGGGGGGGUGCGAUUUGGCUGG
Messenger RNA from Ectocarpus sp. CCAP 1310/34, 3002 nucleotides. Lineage: Eukaryota; Phaeophyceae; Ectocarpales; Ectocarpaceae. The record is from the annotation of a GenBank genome assembly.